CCUGAAUUCAGAUGCCAUCCGAAGUUCAAAAAAACCCGGUGAUUUAUAUUUAGCUCCAGACCUCUGCAAUCUUCUACAGUUCAGUUCUUUUUGGCUUUGUCUCUCAAAACCAUUCUGCUCAUUCUUUUCUUCUUUUGGCUAUGUCUUUAUUCUUCUCUUCCUUUGUCACCCAUUGCAGUUUCUUCAACACAGGUUGGAGAAUUUAGACAGGAUCCGCUACUUGGGGUUUUCAGGGGUUUUUGUCUGAGGAGAAAGAAAGAAUCAUCAAGAUUAUGGAAUCGGUAACCUCAUCAGGGUUCAAUAGAGCUGUUGAAACAAUGGAAACCCUACUUGGUUCCUUUGUCAAAGAAGUCGAGAUGGGAACGGGGGGACAAUCUCUCGAUGUCCCUGUUUCUGCAUUCCCUUUCCUAGGGCUAGGAGGAAACAAAUCUGAGUUAUUUGAGUUUCUGGGUGUCACCAAGGAAGACAUAGAGAACCUACUUUACUUUAUUGAGAAAGUCCGUGAGGAAGCCAUGAAUAAAGCGGGAGAAUUUGUCAAUGGCGUUCACCCUUUUGCUCAAUUCCCUUGGAUCAAGAAAUCUAUUGACUUGAUGGGUCUUAAUAUGAUGGAUAUUUAUGGCGGCCUUACCCUAGUUGAUUACUUUAAGGAGGCCAAUCAGGAAUUCAUGAAGAAACAGAAACUAUAUUCUGUCUACUGCCCAACUGUUCCAGCAUUCCCAGUUCUGGGUUUUUCUAUUCCCAGGAAACAGAGGUCCAACAGAAGGACAGAGAAACAAUGUUCUACCAGUUGCCCUGUUCUGCCCUUCUCAGUUUUGUUUCUUUCCGUGCCCAGGAAACAGAGGUCUAACCGAGGGAAACCCCUGAUAAUCACUACUGGUACUGGUUUUCUCAAAAAAUUUGGAGCCCCUGUUCUUAAAGAUUUUGAAACGAGAUUCUCUAAUGCUAAGCUUGUAGAACGCGAGAGGAACAAGAGUGAGAAACGCUGCCGUGAGAGUGAAGAAGGUGAAGAGGAAAAGCUGAAUAAAACAAAGAGACAGAAGGAUGGAAAGAUGCAGAAUAACAAGGUAAUGGCGCAACUUGCUGAAUGGGGUUUGGUGCCUCCACCAAACAUGCCACCUGAAUUCAAGAAUUUGAUUGAAGAGAUGGGUGGUUCUGAAGAGAAGUUGCUGAUACAGAAGAUCCUAUUCAAAACAGACCUUAGCAAGUCCCACAACCGUUUGCAAAUUCCAGAGAAUCAGGUGAUGGCAGAUUUUCUUACAGAGGAGGAAGAAAGAAAGCUGGAUGAAAAGGGGCUGAAUGUUGAGCUGAUAGAACCGUGUCUGAAGAAAUAAAAAAUCCACCUGACCAAGUGGAAUAUGAAAAAUUCCAGAAUGUUUGUGUUUAAUGAGCAGUGGCAUUCAGUGGUGGAUGGAAAUCAGUGCACAUUGAAGAAGAAUGCAGUGGUGCAAAUUUGGUCAUUCCGGACAGCCCCCAAAUCAGAGCUCUGUUUUGCCAUGGUCAAGAUUAAAGAUGGAGAUGAUUA
Messenger RNA from Rubroshorea leprosula, 1522 nucleotides. NCBI's taxonomy places the organism in Eukaryota, Viridiplantae, Streptophyta, Magnoliopsida, Malvales, Dipterocarpaceae. The record is from the annotation of a GenBank genome assembly.